GUUUUCAUCAGAAGUUGCAACAGGACGACUCAGUUCCUGAGAGAGCUCUUUCAAGUGGAUCAGCACUUUCUCCAGAGCUGGAGGCAAAGCCUGAGGACUGGCCCCUGAGGAUUCACAACGAGUCACCGCAAAGCUUCGGAAGGACUCAGAGGAAAAGUUUGUUUUGGUGGAGCUGCAGCCAAAAUGUAAGAGGUACUUGGAGCGAAGUUGGUUUCAUUCGAUGUCUAAAGGAUUCUGUGGCCUCAUCACUGAACAAGGGGGGAGUCUGCAGAACAGGUGUGCACUUUGAAAGCUUUAUUAUGAAUCAUGGAGGAAAACAGUUCAUUCCUGAACCCUGCUUACAAUGACAGCACCUCCGCAUGGGCACCAGUGCCCUCAGCACCCAGCAGACACCUGGGCACCCUUCCCAACCCGCGCUUCAAGGACCUGACAGGGAUAUUUUUCAUGGUGACCAUGAAUGUUCUGGCACUUCUGGCCAACACUGCUGUUCUGGUUGUUGUCAUCAAAGCCCCUCAUCUCAGGAAAUUCGCCUUUGUUUGUCACCUGUGUGCCGUUGACCUGCUCUGUGCCAUCUUGCUCAUGCCUCUCGGGAUUGUGUCGAGCUCUCCGUACUUUGCUGGCGUGGUGUUCACUAUGCUGGAGUGUCAGGUGUACGUGUUCCUCAAUGUGAUCCUCAUAGCUGCCUCUAUCUUGACCAUCACGGCCAUCAGCGUUGAGCGUUACUACUACAUCGUGCACCCUAUGCGCUACGAGGUGAAGAUGACGCUGAAGCUGACUGCGGCUGUCAUGGUGAUGGUGUGGGUGACCUCUGCCGUGCUGGGCCUGUCCACUGUGUUUGGGUGGCCGUCCAAUGGCGGCCUGAGCACCAUCAGUGCUGCACACUGCUCGCUGCACUGGAGCCACAGUGAUCACAGACGGAUCUUCUCUGUGCUCUUCAGUGUCACAUGUUUCUGUCUGCCAGCUGUUGUGAUCUUUGCUGUCUACUGUAACGUGUACAAGGUUGCACGUGUGGCCGCCCGCCAGCAUGGACCUCUGCCCUCCUGGACAGCUAAUCAACUGAAGCUUCGCUCUGACUCAAUAAACAGCCAGACUACCAUCAUCACAACCCGGAACACCCCACGCAGGAUGAUGCGUGACCGUCCCUUUGGCGGUGGUAAAGCUGCUCUGACUCUGGUGCUAAUCGUUGGUCAGUUUCUGAUCUGCUGGCUGCCUUACUUUGCCUUCCACCUCCACCUGACGCUACAUGCAACCCCCAUCAUCCCCGAGGACCUGGAGGAGACAGUUAUCUGGCUGGCCUAUUCCUCCUUUGCUAUUAAUCCAUUUUUUUAUGGGCUUCUUAAUCGUCAGAUCAGGGAGGAGCUUUGUAAGCUGCGGCGCUGCUACGCGGCCCGGCCCGUGGAUCUGGCUUUGUCCAGCCACGACGGCUCAGGCCCCGAGAACUUCCUGCAGUUCCUCCACAGGACCAGCUGCACGUUGGAGACACGAGCAAGCUUUGCCACACCCAGUCCCAGGAACACUCUGGAUCAAACUGGGCAGACUGGAUUCAGGAUACCGGGGCAGAUCCCAGAAGAGUUUGGUUAGAUAUAUAUAUCUACCUCACUGUUGUGCCACAGGGUUAAUAGAAACGAUAAGCUCAGAUACAGCACCAAGAAAUAAUCACAGUUUUUUUUUCUUUUAUACUUGGCACUUUGAUAUCUUUAUCUAAAGAUGGCUCCCAGUGAAAUAAUGGGCAGAUUACUUAUUGUUACAGUUUAUGGGUAAAAUAAGAAGUUAUAUAUUUACUGAUCUAAUAAGGGACACUUUAUUUUCACUACUGAAGCAAUGUGCUGUUUAUCUGCAAUCAGUAGAUCUAUUUCAAUAAAAGUCAUCACAUUAUACUCGAACAGUGAAUAAAGACAAUAUUGACACAUCUGAGUAUUUGUCAAAAAUGAGCAGUGACUUUCUCUUACAUUAUGGUGACCUCUUACUUUUGUACAAAUAAACCACUUAUGUUCCCUAUACAAGUAGAUAGUAAUUCAAUGCUGACAUGUUGUAUUUAUGUGACAAGGAUUUCUGUAAACCGUAUUUAUUGUAC
Molecule: messenger RNA, 2074 nt
Organism: Platichthys flesus (European flounder)
Lineage: Eukaryota; Metazoa; Chordata; Actinopteri; Pleuronectiformes; Pleuronectidae
Product: probable G-protein coupled receptor
Exons: 2
Coding region: 307-1581 (424 amino acids)
Biological process (GO): G protein-coupled receptor signaling pathway
Cellular component (GO): endosome; plasma membrane; signaling receptor complex
Molecular function (GO): G protein-coupled receptor activity
Source: RefSeq, a predicted model, not a curated record